This is a messenger RNA of Spodoptera litura, 13837 nucleotides long. NCBI's taxonomy places the organism in Eukaryota, Metazoa, Arthropoda, Insecta, Lepidoptera, Noctuidae. The record is from RefSeq and is a predicted model, not a curated record.
CGCGCGGCGCGGCCGGCGGCGCGGCCCACGCCGCAGUCGCUGGGGCUGGCGGGCGAGUACUACGUGGACGACGUGUGUCUGUCGCAGCGCGGCGCGCACCACAUGAAGCAGCUCGAGGCCGACAUGGGCAUCACGCACACGCGCCGCAAGCGCCGCUUCAAGAACGACAACACCGAGAAGGACGCAGAAAUAAUGGCAUCUAUUGAAACAGUGGUUCAGAACGCAGACGUCGAGAUGGGCGACGACUCCAAGCCUGACAGCACCGCUGAAGUCAAGGACGAACCUGGUGUACCCAACACGAAUUUCAAAGAAGGCAUAUUAUGGAACGUUGCCAAUGACGGUCCGCCUCCCGAGGGCUUUACCAUCUAUACUACGGACUCAGGUCUCACAGUACUGCGGAGAAAGAGACAGAGAAACCUGAACAAGCUCGGGAUUGGUGGGUUUGUUGUAAGACAGAGACAAACUACUGCCAAGGCGCAGGCUGAUGAGGAAAAGGACGGAGAUGGAACACAAGCAUCUGGAGAAUCACCCAGUAAUAAGCGCAAACCUCGUCGGAAGCCACGGUCCAAGCUCAUGGAGCAGUUCCCAUCUUAUAUGCAAGAAGCUUUCUUUGGCAAAGAUUUGUUGGAGCCAACUAAAGCAACUGUUUCAUCUACUGCCGGGAACCCCGCGUCGAGCCCGGCGGCGCGGUCCCCGGAGCCGAGCUGGGCGCGCUGGGAGCUGGACAACUCCGACAGCGACGGCGAGGACGUGCUGCACGCGCUGCACUCCUACUCCGACCUGCACUGCUCUGUACUCAUCUCGCUCAACACGGAUGAAGUAGAAAUACUGAACUCUUUGAAGCCAAAAGAUGAGAAGGAUGACGUUUCCAACACAACCAAUUCAGAUGGCACAUUGAAGAUCAAGACUGAGUUAGACGAAUGUCAGUUGAAACAUACUGAGGACUCCACUGCCCUGAAGAAUGCGAUACUGGGUCCGCAGCCAGCUGAGGCUGAGCAGCCACCCACUGUCGCCACUGAGAGCAUACCUACUGUACACAGUACUAAAACUGAGGCCAUCAGCGAAACUGGUGGAUCAUCCCAAGCAUCAACGAUAUCUCCUAAGGACGACUUGUCUCUCCUCGGAGUGAAUCUGGACGCCAUGGUGAGGGACGGCCUCCCUGACAUGGACAGCAAUGAUGUCGAUGAAAUAUUCAAGGGAGUGCUCACUGAUGACUCACAGGAAUCGCAAGAGUCGUCCGUUUCGUACGUGAACUCUAUGGCAAGUACGCCAUACUCGCAACAACGACAACAGCUGCAAAGCCCCAUGGAGUAUACCUCGCCUUACCCGGAGUUUGGAGGCAGCAGCAGUAACAGCGCGAUGAGUCCGCUGUUCUCUGAGAGCGGUAGUGGCGGCGCGACCUGGCCCGACCCUGCGCAGGCGCCGCCACCUUCGUACAACCAACGCAGUGCCGACAAGAUGCGGGCUGACGAGAGUUUAGGCUCAGCUGCAACAAUAUCAGCCGUACUAUACGCCAAUACAAACCAUCCGGAGUGGAAGACAGAAUUCCCCAACUGGGUGGACCGUUGCAAACAGAUACUGAAGAAAUGGCGCGCCUUACCAUCCGACCAGAAGGCUCCAUACUUGCAGCGCGCCCGCGACAACCGCAGCGCUAUCCGUAUGAAGAAGGCUCAGCAGGAGCUUCACGCACCGAGCGCAGUCUGGCGCGAGGGUGCCAUGCGGAAGGAAUUGGAUGAUGCAUUUCAUGCGGAUUUGGACUGCGAGCAGGAGCGGGCGUGCAGCCAGCAGCGCAGCGCGCGCGAGGCCGAGCAGGAGCGCCAGUGGAAGCAUCUGCAGCAACAGCGCCAGCAGCAGACGCAGCAGCAGCAACAGAUCAUACACGACCAGCGCAUGCAAGCAGCCAUGCAGCGGUUACGUACCCCGGACGGCAGCUCCCCCCCGGGCGCGGGAGCCCCGGCGCCUGCGCCCCCCGCGCCGCCGGCGGAGGCGCCGCGCAGUGCGUUCCCUGCACAGCGCUUCCAACACUACGGGAACAAUGACGACAUCAACCGCCAGCUCAGGGACUUAUUGCAAAGACAUCCCGAGAAAAUGUGGCCUGGACCACAUGAGAGCGCGUCCCCAGCGCCGGGUGUAGGCGAGGGCCAGCCCUUCCGCCAGCCCCUGCCGGUCACGCUGCGAGCGAGGGCGCCACUCAUGCACCCAGCACGACCUGACCAUCACUUGAUAAUGCAACAGCGCUUGAUAUCGGCAGACAACAGUCAGUUGCAGCAAGCGGUCCAGAGUCCCGCACCACAACAGAUGGUGGAACAGAAACAAAAUGUCGUGCAAAAUAAUGCUCCUAACAAUGAAAAUAAGCAGGAGUCCAACCAGGAGCAAGGGACCGAUGAGAUGGAUAUGGGAGACAUGGACAAACUCGAACAAGAUGGCGCUAAUAUCGGAGAGGUGGGUGACAUCUUAACCGGGCUAGGCGGUGAGGAUGACGAGGAAUUAUUUGAGACGCUCACAGCUGAGAUAGGAGAGCAGUUCAACAUCCUGGAGUAUGCCGACCCUGAACUGGCAGCACUCAAUGAUGCAGAGCAUAUACUGGACGGACUAGAGCUCGCUGACGACGGGAUGCCUGAGAGACACGCCAAGAGGGAGCCAGAAGAUGAACAGGAGCAAGCUCAAGAGAACAAGAACAUGUACAAUGACUUACAAAAAGCUGUGAAGAAUAUUGAAUGUAAGCCUGAAGUUAAGGCAGAGAUGGAGGAUGUGAAACCCGACGUUAAGUUGGAAGCUCCAGCUACACCUGCACCACAACAGAUGUACAACGACCCAGUACAGAGAGUUAUAUCGCAGAAUCAACAAAUUGCAUUGCAGAAUGCUAUGCAGGCCAUCAAAUCUGAAGUGAAACUGGAGAGUGAAGACAAGCCCCCGCGGCCAGUGUUCACACAGAUGUUCAGUAACACACCGCAACGGGUGCAGUUACAGCAACAUCAGCAGGGUGCGCGGGGUCCACAGUUCGGUCCCGGGCAGGUGAUGGGCCAGCAAGUGGUACAACGGCCACAGGUGCAGUUCACUCCCUCGCAACAUAUGCACUAUGCGCAGGGCGGCAGUGCGGCGGGCAUCCCCGCGAGCGCGGCCAGUAUAGUGAGCGCCAUGACGGCGCAGGUCAACGCCGCGCUGGCGGCCGGCCGCAGCAUCGCCGCCGGCACCAGGCUCGUCGCCGCCGACGGCUCCGUCGGCGUCGUCAGGCCCGACCGGACUGUCGCGCUCGCGCAUCUACCAUACGCCGCCACAGUAUCAGGCGGACAAGUGGGGCAAGUGGGCCAAGUGGGCCAGGUGGGUCAACCGGGUCAGGUGGGGUCCGUGGGCCAACCGGCCCCGGGCGGGGCCCGACCCCCGCCGCCGCCCCCGUACCCGGGCACCCUGCGCCAGCCCCAGCCGCCGCCGCCCCCCUACCCACAGUCGCUGAAUAGUAAGCAGAGACAGUUGCGUAAGUCGGGCAACGAACUGCUGCCUAACGACGCAGCCGAGCUGCAGCGCGUGUCCACUGAACAACAAGCGUUACAGAAGCAUCUCGAAGCAGCACGCAAACAAGCACGUCAGCAUAGCAUGCUUAUUCAGGAAUAUGAGACGAAACAGCGACAGCAAAAUCCCCAGCUCGCUCAGCAAACUGUGAUAAACCAGCAGCAGCAGAUCACAUCGAGUCAAACGGUAUUCGCUCAGAAUCAGAACAUUAGCCAGGGCCAGCAGGUGCAGCAGCAGAGCACCAUCAGUCGACCGAUGCAGCUGGGGCUGCAGGGUGCUGGCAUACAGCAACAACAGACACUCAUUCGCACUCAACAAACUGUCAUCGGGGCUGACGGGCAACCGAUAUCCCAGCAGAGGAUCGGUCUAGUGACGUCACCGCUCAACACACAAGGAAGGCUGGUCACCCAGGGCGGGCGCACGCUAGUCAUCGAGCAGGCCGGCGGGCCCCAGCCACAGCUCGUGCGCCAGCUGGCCGGCGCCGGCCAGGACCGCGCGCAGCCCAUGGGGCAGUUCGCGGGCCGCGGCGCCGCGGGCGCGCGCCAGCCGGGGGCGCGGCCCGCCAUGUCGCCGCUACACGUGCAGUCCCCGCUGGCGCCGCAGUCGCCGCUGCACCAGCUGACGUCGCCCAUGCAGUCGCCGCUGCACUCCCAGCAGUCGCCGCUGCAUCACACGUCGCAGUCCCCGUUGCACCCGUCCACGCAAUCCCCACUGCACACUCAGCAGUCACCGCUGCACUCCCAGCAGUCCCCCAUGCACGUGCAGCAGGGUGGCAUGGCGCAGCAAUCGGUGCAGCAGUCGCCGAUGCAUCAGUCCCCCAUGCACCCGCAGCAGUCUCCCUUGCACCAGCAGUCUCCGAUGCAUCCGCAACAGUCGCCGAUGCACCAACAGUCGCCGAUGCACGUACAACAGACUCAAAUGCCGCAACACUCUCCGAUGCCCCAACAGUCGCCGAUGCACUCGCAACAAUCUCCGAUGCAUAUGCAACAAUCGCCGAUGCACACGCAACAAUCCCCCAUGCAUACGUCGAUGUCGCCGCAACACUUCCUGCAACAGUUGCAAGCUCAAAGGACCAGCCCGCAACUACCGACACCUAGUCGGAGCCCUCAAAUAUACCAACAAUCACAAAUACAGAGUCCAGUCGCGUCACAUUCACCACAAAUGCAAAAUGUUGAUUACGCAACUGGUCGGUUCUCACGACCAGCACCUGGAUGCUCGCCUUUACCGACGCGGUUUGCUAGACCACCACACCAUCAGCAAGGUAUUAGAGUGGGCGGACCGUAUGGAGGUCGCCAACAAACGUCACCGCUCGGCAGCCCACAGCCGCUUCCAUCUCCAGGAAAUCCUGCCAAUGAGAUGGCGCGACAACAGAUGCUGCAGCGGCAGCAGUACAGUCCCAUGGGGGGCGCGCCCGCCUCCCCUUCCGUGGCACGCUCCCCCCACGUGGCGCGCACGCCCACCCCUUCCCCCGCCGCGUCCCCCGCGCCGCACGCGCUCAUGGAGCAUGGAGGCGGGCUGCACGGGGGACACGGCGCCGCGCCUCUGCCGCCCGGUUACCGUUACACGCGCGCCGGGCUGCGGGGCGGCGCGCCCGGCCCCGGCUGGCCGCCGCGCCCUGCGCACGUGACCAAGGUGUCCAUCCUCAAGCGCCGCACGCCGCCGCGCCCGCGCGCCGCGCCCCAGCACGACGCCGAGCCCGCGCCCUCCGACGCGCGCGGAUAUGUCGUGUACGCGCCCGACGCGCGCGACGCGGAUGACGUGGAAGACCUGGUGGAGCACUUGGACGACGACGACAUCGUGCUGGUCGAGCCCGACGCCGUCUCGCCCGAGGAGCGCAUCGCCACCGAGGAGGACUUCGAGGAGCUCAUCGACAGCGGCAAGCCGGACGACGAGGUCGAGGAGGAGGCCGAGCGCGCCCCAACCCGCACCGAGACCACCACCAAGACCGUCGCCGUCAUCAGCCUGUCCACGGGCAAGCAGCCCGCCAGCGUGCAGCAGUACAAGAUCCUUAGCCCGAGCGGCGGCCCGCGCGCUCGCCUGCCGCUACUCAGCGCCAGCAUGCUAUCGCCGCACUCCAAUACCAAGAUCUUAGACGAGGUGUCGCAGGCCACGGUGGCCUCUGUCUCGAUAGCUAACCAAACUAUCUCAGUACCGGUACUGAAAAAUCUAUCGGUACCGAUCGCUAGUGUGGCUAGCCACGUGGCUGGAGUCUCCAAGUCACAGAUCAAGAAGGUGCCGCUGAACUUGGCCACGCCACCUCUCACGAUCAACAUGUCGACGCCGUCGCUCUCCAAACCAAUUAGUUCUGUUAUAAGUGUGAUAUCAUCGAACAUGCCGAAAGCUACCAAUCCACCACGCGUGCCUGUCUCUAUAUUGACUCAACAUCAAGUGAAACAAAAAAUUGUAAAAACUAUAGAAAAGCCGAUGAUGCUCGCACUUUCUAAUUCAAAACUAUCUAGUUUGUCCGUGACACACGACGCAACACUACCAGCAAAGAUAUUCCAAGACGAUGCCGCCUCGCCUGACAGCACUGUCUCGUCUGAACACAACCCAGACAAGGAUCUGAACUUAAACCCCAUGUCAUCGACAUCUCAACAGCUGGCAACAAUGAGUUCUCAGGGCACAUCACAAAUGGACCACCGACCUGGAAUAUUUAAGGAACCUACAAAAGACAUCGACAUCGAAAGUGAGAUCAGCCAGCAAACUGAACUCCCGCACACGUUAUGCCUCAGCGACCGCACUCCAUUACUUUUGGGGAAAGCAGACAUAAAGAGUCCAGAUCCUAUACCUGAGAAAAUACCUGACAAUAUAAUGGAGGGAGAUGACGAGGACAAACCAGAAGACGACUUACAGAGCAAUUUACUACUGUCUUAUAGUAAGAGUAUCUCAGAACCGCCGCCACAGCCGACCAUACCGGACGCCAAAAUGGAAGAGAAUGUUGUAAAGACAAUAAAGGCGAUCGCUAAUCAAACAAAAGAAAUGGUAAUAGAUUCAAAUAUGCAGAUUACUUCGGACAUGGCGCAGGAUUCCGUGCAAAUAUCAAUCCCGUCGCCCACUCCAUCUCAAGAGAGGUACUUGAAUGACAUCACGAUGCAGGACCACCACGAGACUGCGGAGAGCAACAAGCACGUCGAGUCUUUCGAGGACAUGCUCUGCAUACUGGAGAACAUCGGCGACGACGCUAAGACGUAUGGCAUGAAGCAGCCAAACCCGAAACCUAUAAACCCUAAUAUUCAAAAUGCAAAUGCUCCCAAGCAAGAUCCGAAAGAGAAUCAAGAGCAGAGCGCUUUUGUAAAGCGCGAGCCAGAGAGACUAGCGCUUCAGUCGGCGAGCGUGCCGCAGCUGUCCCCGCUGUCGCAGCCCGCCGAGCUCACGUCCACCAUGGCCAACGUGUCGCAGCAGUUGCGGACCAUCAUGUCCUCGCUCAACACCAACGCGCCCAAGGACACGCAGCCGGUCCUGCGCAAGAACAGUGACGCGACCACACCCACACAAGUCAACUUUGAAAAUUUAUUGCCUUCUUCCAAAGUGGAAGUGGCUGCGUCGCGACCCUCGCCUAUACAGAGGAUUGAUAAGCCUACCGCAACAAUCUCGGCGUCUGAUAGUUUGCCCAUGAGUGCUGCUCAGGCUAUUGGCUCCAGGGUCAACACGCUCUCGUCGAUGGGACAAAUGAGAAAAUCUCCUACCGUGUCCCCCAUCAGUUCUCCUGGAGGCCUACAGAACUCUUUGAUGAAAUCACCUGCUCCUAUGAUUUCGAACCCAUCAUUCUCUCCCAUGGAUGAAUCUGGACCGACAUCAGUCGCCUCUCAAAUCAUCCAAAUGCCAGCUCUCUCGAAGAUACAUAGUUCUACUGCACCACCUACUAUCAUGCACUCGAAUAACACUAUCACUACUAGCAUGUGCAGCUACCAGAAGAAUCAGUCACUACAGACUAGCAUUCUAGGCCAUACGUUGCUACAACCAACUAGACAAAUAAAUACAAGUAACUUAUCAUUUAACCAACAGAGUAUCAGUACUAGCCAGCCGCCGGCUUUAGUCAUGACAUCUAGACCAAUGAUAGGUAACAAAGAACCCGCACCGAAUGUGACAGUGCGCACCCAUAGCAUUGUGAGCUCGGGAAUAAACCAAAUACAAGCUAAACCAGCUCCACCGGGCUCCAUUAAUUUUAUUACGUCAUCCAAACUUCUCCAUACGCAAUUGACCUCGCCUUUAAAACGCUCUAAAUCGACCGAUGAACCGAAAAGUGAAGUUAUUGUGGGCCACAUACAACCAACGAAACGACACAGUGUGGAGGCCGUCGUUGUAAAAUCGGAACCUAUGGAGACAGACGAGCCGAAUACAGCGAUAACUACCACUACCGACGCGGGUAGCAAGCACACCAAUAUACAACAAUGUACUGCCAACCAGAAGAAUGAUGAAUCCCAGAAUGUAUUGCUGAAGCAACUGUUGCAGACUACUACCACCGCCGCCGCAGUGGUCCCCGCGCGCGCCAUGGCCAUACAGCGGACUGCGCCUGCGCUCGGCAGCAUUCCUUCACUCGAAGCUCAGCUGGCGAGACCCUCGAUCCCACCAUCCACUCUGACGUUAACGCAGGAAGUCGAAAUAGCAAAGAACUCGCCGCGGCAUAAUAUUAUAACCAGUAGCGUAGUGAACUCACCGUUCACCUCUCGACCUAUACAAUCCAUUCCGACUUCCACCAUAUCGCCUUUGACACAAACUUCGACGCAAUCAUUGAUGGAUGUUCGCAAGCCACCUAUGAAGAUGAUGAGCAAAGAAGAAACUACACCUGUCCCUGAAAGUUCUCCCACGAUGAAGUCGAUGCAAAUGUAUCCAAUGAGUAUUGAAAAUCAGCAGCUUCAACAAGCUAUCAAGAAAGAAAUCGCUCCGCCUCAACAAAGUCCAGUUCACAGACCGUUUACGCCUAUGGAUGUGAAAAAAGAAUUACUUGACGAGAGCUCUCAGCAGUCAGCGACUUCUGGUGUCUCGACAGCAUCCGAUCAGGGAAAACUUGACCAACCUAUGAAGGAAGAGUUUCCGGAGAGUGUCAACAUGGAUGCGACAUCAGAGGUCAAUGCUCCAGAGACUCCGUCGGAAGCUAAGAAACGAAAGCGCCGAGAAUAUCAACAAAAGAAACGGAAGCAAUUACAAAUGAAUAUGAAGGCCGCUGCUGAAAAUAACUUGACUGCGGCCAACGCCAAGAAGAGGCCACGCAAGGGCUCUCGCUACGAAGAGGACUAUGACACGUUUAUUGACAAUUUGAUGGCGCAGUUACGAUUACUGCCUGCAAUGCAAAUUCAAGAACCAGCUCUGACUACUAACUUUGCUGUUUGCCCACUCUUUGGAUCCGGGGAUUUGACGAAAUUAAAAAAUAAAGACUAUGAUGUAUUAAAAGGAGAUUUAGUUGGCGAAUUUGGUAAUGCCAAGAUACCGAAUGUUGGAGAUUAUUAUAAUACAAAACCAUUCGGGGAAGAAGAACCCCUGCCUGAGAAACCACCAGCAUCUACUCAGAGAGGAUUUUAUGACCAAGAAUUCCAACCUAUCUUGUUUGAUGAUGAUCCAGAAGACAAGAAACUGGACUUUAUUUGUAAAGAACGCGACACAGACACGCCUGAUAGCAUCGUCAGCUGUUCCAGUCCUGAAUGUCUCGAGACAGAGCCACCAAACCGGUUCCCAGGUCUUAAAUUAAUUGACGAUGAAGAAGAAGAUGAAGAUAGUGACUCAGCAUCCGGAAGAAUAUCGCCUAUAAUUCCCAUAAUUGCUCCUGUACCGAUCAGAGUGAAGCCAGUGUCGUUAUAUCAAUCGAAGGAUGAUGACGAUAACAUGAAGGCGUUGAAGACACUAGACACAGAUGCUGCGAAGGUCAAGGGUGGAGAUUCACCCGGAAGUACGGAAACCAAUGAGAAUGUCACCGUGACGCUCACACUCACUUCGGGUGCAGCGGAAGAUAUUCUAGGUGUAUUAAAAGAGCUCGCUGGGAUUCUACACAUUCCUCCACCCACAUCAUAUCAAAUUAUAGAAAGAACAGCAACUCCACCAUCUCAUAAACUUGGCCUCUAUAGAUCUAAGGGUAAAGACGGGAAAGAAGGGACACCUAUUGAUAUUCAAAGUAUAUUAAAUGGCGCAGCUAAGUUCUGUCGCCAUUGUGACGUUGUUAUUUUAGACUCGGUCGUUAGAGCUAAAGCUUCAGAGUUUCCAUUACUAUCGGCUAACAAAGGCAAUGCUGAAGAAAUUCUGUGCGACAGCGAUUCAGAGCUUUACUUCUGUAGUACGCAGUGUUACGAGAGUUUCGCCUGGCGUCCUACCAAUAUUAUCCUUGACGGAAAGUCAAAGACUACCAUCAAAGAUGACAACAAGUCAGAUGCUGACACCAACUUGUCGAAAGAUAGAGACGACUUCGACACUGCAUCCACAGAAAGCAUGGAAACCGAUGACUUAGAUAUAAAACCAGACAUCAAGGAUGAGAAAAUGGACUUGUCGUUCAUGGAUUCCCUCGACAAUGACGAGCUGAUGAAAGAAGUAGGUGACGACGUCAGCGCACUUGACGAAGACUUGAAGAGUGAACAAGACGAGAAGAGCAACCAGAGCAGCGAGAAAGAGAAGUAUAGAGGGGUCCGUUACAAGGCGUGGUCGCCGGGCUGCAUCGGGCCGCCCGUCAAGUACAAGCGGCCCACCGACAGGGAGCUCACCGAGCUCGUGUUCCGCACCGGCGUCGCCAUCAUGCCCGUCACCAACGAGGACGUGCGCCGCUGCGAGCUCUGCGGCAUACAGGGCGACGGCGUGGCCGACGGAGUCUCUCGCCUGCUCAACUGCGACGUGGACCGCUGGGUGCACCUCAACUGCGCGCUGUGGUCCGAGGGAGUGUACGAGACCGUCAGCGGCGCGCUCAUGAACGUGGAGACCGCGCUGGCGGCCGGCUCCAGCGCCACCUGCGCCGCCUGCCGCCGUCUGGGCGCCACCGUGCGCUGCUUCAAGGUGCGCUGCGGCAGCGUCUACCACCUCGGCUGCGCCGUCAAGGACAACUGCGUCUUCUACAAGAACAAGACGGCAUUCUGCAACUCGCACGCUCCCAAGAAUGAAAAAGACAACGAGCUGACGACGCUGAGCGUGCAGCGGCGCGUGUACAUAGCGCGCGACGAGCAGCGCCAGGUGGCGUCAGUGAUGCUCCACUCGGACACCAACCACUUGAUCCGCGUGGGCGGCCUGAUCUUCCUCAGCCCCGGACACCUGCUGCCGCAUCAACUCGCCGCCUUCCACACGCCCAACUACAUCUACCCUAUAGGAUACAAAAUCGUCCGGUUCUACUGGUCGAUGUCCCGCGCCAACAGCCGGUGUCGCUACCUGUGUUGGAUCAGUGAGGAGGCGGGGCGGCCUCGCUUCCACGUGCGCGCGCAGGACGAGCCGCGCGGGGAGACUGCCGCGCCCACUCCGCGCGCUGCCUGGGCCAACGUGUUAGAUGCUGUUGCGGCUCUACGCGAAGGUCGCAGUGAAGACGGAGUGCUUAAGCUAUGGCCCAAUUAUGUGACGGGAGAAGAUUUAUUCGGUCUUACUGAACCUGCCGUAGUUAGGGUUUUGGAAAGUUUACCAGGUAUCGAGACCCUGACAGACUACCGGUUCAAGUUCGGGCGGUCGGCGCUGCUGGAGGGCGGGCUGGCCGUGAACCCGUCGGGCUGCGCGCGCAGCGAGGCGCGAGCGCGCGCGUGGCGGCGCGGCGGCGCGCGCUCGCUGCUGCCGGCCGCGCCCGCGCCGCCGCCCGCCGCCGACCACCCCGCCUGCCCCUACUCCAAGCAGUUCGUGCACACCAAGAGUUCGCAGUACAAGAAGAUGAAGAGCGAGUGGCGGAACAACGUCUACCUCGCCAGGUACACUGACAUACUCGACGAUAGCGCACACACGAUGACCGAGUCCAAAAUCCAAGGAUUGGGUCUAUACGCCGCUCGAGACUUAGAGAAGCAUACUAUGGUCAUAGAGUACAUUGGAGAAAUAAUACGUUCCGAGUUGUCAGAAAUACGAGAGAAGCAAUACGAGGCUAAGAAUCGCGGAAUCUACAUGUUCCGUCUGGACGAGCGCCGCGUGGUGGACGCGACGUUGUCGGGCGGCCUGGCGCGCUACAUCAACCACUCGUGCCAGCCCAACUGUGUCGCCGAGACGGUCGAGGUCGACCGACAUCUACGUAUAAUUAUCUUCGCCAAACGACGCAUUGCGCGCGGAGAGGAGUUGGCUUACGAUUAUAAAUUCGACAUAGAAGACGAUGCUCACAAGAUAAUGUGCAUGUGCGGAGCUCCCAACUGCCGCAAGUGGAUGAACUGAACACUACUUGGAGCAUCAACCCCGGAGACUGAACGAGUGCGAGGCCGGCCCAGGCCCAGCCACUGUGUAUAUACUGUCUGUGUAAACGUUGUCCCAUGUUUGCCUCUAAAGUUCCAUUUUUAAUUUGAUUCAGUUAAAUGAGCCUCAGAUCUUGAUGUUACAACGUUGUGACGACUAAAUAUAUCGAAUCGAAAAUGAAAUUGACUCGAAUCGAUGUUUAAAAUAAAAUAAAUAAAUAGUCAAAUAAUCUAUUUUAUAAUCACUGUCUGUUACCGUCGCUCUCUGUCUUUACAUUUUGCUUUAUUUGUUUAUUAUAUGAAUCUUCCAACUUAGUCUAUCGAUUACUAUGAAUCAAAAUAUUAAUGAUGUAAAAAUAAAUUUUCUUCCAUUUCUAUUUAAUCGAAUCCAUCAAUACUUUACAAAGUAUACGUAGGUAGCUAUGUCAGUUCACUGAAUCAAAUUAGAAAUUGGACUACAGACUAUGUUUUAGCUUAGGAAAGGCUAUGAUAACUAGUUUAAUGUACCAAAGUGAUCAUAAUACAUGUAAGUAAAUGAAUCAUAAUUAGACUUGUUUAAAAUUUCACUCUUAUAAAGCUGACGUGUGAUGAUCUACUAAUAAGACAAUAUCAAAAGAGUUUUACUGGUAUCUUCAAUUUUAUAACUAUAUUUAACCGUCGCGGUAAUCAAUCUGAACAUUUUUGUAAAUAAUAUUAAAUCGAUAUAGAAGUUGUUAUUGAAUUUAAAUGUUUUAGAUGUGAACGUUUUACGAAAGUAGUAGGCUAAGGUUUUAGUUUUAUUAUGUUCAAUGUAUUUUAUGAAUGUUUUGUGUCGCUGUUUUAAAUGACUUUUAUUAAUGAACAUUUAUUUGAAAAUUAUCGCACCUAAGUCGUCAUAGUCAAUGUUCGCGUAUACCUCUAAAGUGUACUUGAAAAAUCUCAGCAGUGACUAAUACAGUUAGGUUAAGUUACCAAAUAGACGAGUCUACAUUUAGUAUGCAUAGAGCACAAUAUAUUUAGCGAUGUAAAUAACCUCUUUAUUAGAAAUUAUGUAGGGCCCCGUGUCGGCCGGGCCGAGCUAGGCGGACCUUGUAACAGGGUAGUAAUAUAAUUUCUAAUGGAGCGGCACGAGACGCCACGAUGUGCCUGACCCGUUGUUGUUUACGUCGUACGACUCGUAGGAUAGAUUACGUACCACGCCGCGCCUUCACACGGUGGACGAACUUGAUACUAUACCUGUACGUGUGUAUGUAUGAAUGUUACGUGCCUACUUUUAUUCACACGAUUUAUUACACGUUCAACUGUACACAAGUGUUGCUAAGGAAACUGUUAAUAUAUUUUUUAGAGAGAAGACAUGACAUUUAGUAAUGAAAUUAUUUUGCGAAUAUUUUACCCAAAAUAAUAGUUUUAUACAUAGAGCCACCGUCUCCAAUAAAUUGUGUGAAUAAAACACCGUGCACAUAGUAGCUAGUGUAAUUAUUUAUAUAAUAAAUUUAAUGAAUAGUCCCAAAUGUGAUAUUACCUCACAUAAUUCGCGUGAACUUCAUUAUGUAGUGGCCACUGUGACCUACUAGGUUAGCUUGUUGCGUUACCGGCGCGCGCCGCGACGCGCUGCAGCAUCAAUGGAUGCGUUGUAAGUUGCAAGACGCUUGUAAGAUCUGGUAAAAGAGAAAUAUUUAUGUAUGUAGCACAAGGAAUUAUUGUAACGCAGGUUGCCGUCUACCAAUGUUAUGAAUUCAUGCAAAGUAAUUUUAAGUGUUAAAUGUGCAAUAUCAUAUCUUGAGUACAGAUUGUAAAUACGGAAGAAGCGCAGCGGUGGACAAGUUAUUAUAUUGUAAUCAUGGAAUAGAUUUGUUUUAUGUAUUGUUUUCGUAAUCAGUUGUACACCUCUCAUUAAAUAUUACCAUCGAUUUUAUUUAAUGCAUUCCCACAAAUUUUUCACUAUAGUUUGACUCAAAUUAUUAUUAUUUUCAUGAUAAACAUUUUGAAAAGUUGUAAAAUUAUGUACUUUAAUAUUGUAUACA